CGGGUUUCCUUCGACUCGGCAUUUAAAAUGAGCUGCAGGACAUCAGCUGCUGCUACAUUCAACACUGUGCUGUGACAGAAAAUAACUCGUGGCAUUAACUAAACAGAGCACUCGUAUUUUUGACAAGAAAACAGCAGAAAUAAUUGUUGGUUCCGAAGAGGUGUGGGUGAUUUUGUGGACUGAAGACUGGGAGCAGUUGAACAAUAACGGUGGUUGCGCUGUCACAGCCGAUCGGUGCAUCAUUUUUGGGAUUCCUCUGCUAGCUAUUGGACGAAAUUGAAUAGCGGUAACGUGAUGUUGUGCAUCAGCAGCGUGAUUUAGGCUUUUGUGGGCAGUGUUUAUUUACCGAAAUAUAUUGGUAAACAAAAACAGAAUCACCGAAUGCAAUGUUGUUUUUGGCUCAGGAGCUUUAAGUGGCCUGGACCUGUGAGGAUCGGUGGACUCAAUGAUGAGAGUGCAGAAGGGUCAGGUGUAAAUUCAGAUUUAAAGAUACAACAAAUUACAUUUUUUUAAGUUGUAGUUAUUAUCAGAGACACAGUCUUAAAGUAGCCUUCAGCUGGACUCAGUAUAACGUCAAUAACAUCAGUCCACACCCAUUCAGUGUGAAUGGAGACUAAGACUGACUUUAACUGUUAUUUCUACUAUUUUCCCCUGAGACAGAUGUGAGGAAAAAGUCUUUUUGGUUGCAUUUCCUGUUAAAUAUAAUCUGGAGAAAACAAUAUAGAUCAUCUUUAAUGUUUAUAUAUAUUUAUAUAUCAUUUUCUGCUUGACGAAUAACCUCUCAAUCAGAACAACAGAAUAAGCAUCUUUGAUCAGUUACACCUAUUGAAGACUUCACAGUUCUGACAUUAAGCAAUCAGCAAACAUGUUCAGCUGGCUUGGAACCGAUGACAGGAGGAAGAAGGAGCCAGAAGUCUUUCAGACAGUCAGUGAUGGUCUUAAGAAGCUCUACAAAACCAAACUCCUGCCACUGGAGGAGAGCUACAAGUUUCAUGAAUUCCACUCUCCAGCUCUGGAGGAUGCAGACUUUGACAACAAGCCUAUGGUCUUACUGGUGGGACAGUACUCCACUGGCAAGACGAGCUUCAUACGCUACCUGUUGGAGCAGGAUUUUCCUGGAAUGCGAAUCGGCCCCGAACCCACCACGGAUUCCUUCAUUGCGGUGAUGCACGGCGACACAGAAGGAGUUGUACCUGGCAACGCUUUGGUGGUUGACCCCAAGAAGCCCUUCAGAAAGCUGAACGCAUUUGGAAACGCAUUCCUCAACAGGUUUGUGUGUGCCCAGCUGCCUAAUCCAGUGCUGGAAAGCAUCAGUGUGAUUGACACACCAGGGAUUCUGUCAGGAGAGAAACAGAGAAUUAGUAGAGGCUAUGACUUUGCGGCUGUCUUGGAGUGGUUUGCAGAGAGGGUGGACAGGAUCAUAUUACUGUUUGACGCCCACAAACUGGACAUCUCGGAUGAGUUCUCAGAGGUUAUAAAGGCCCUGAAAAACCAUGAGGACAAGAUCAGAGUUGUGCUGAACAAGGCUGACCAAAUAGAGACCCAGCAGUUGAUGAGAGUGUAUGGUGCCCUGAUGUGGUCACUGGGGAAAAUAGUCAACACUCCUGAGGUGAUCCGUGUCUACAUUGGUUCAUUCUGGUCCCACCCUCUGUUGAUUCCAGACAACAGGAAGCUGUUCGAAGCAGAGGAGCAGGACUUAUUUAAGGACAUUCAGUCUUUACCAAGAAAUGCUGCACUUAGAAAACUCAACGAUCUUAUCAAAAGGGCCAGACUAGCCAAGGUCCAUGCCUACAUCAUCAGCUCGCUGAAGAAAGAGAUGCCCUCUGUGUUUGGAAAGGAGAACAAGAAGAAAGAAUUGAUUGCCAGUCUGGGAGAUAUUUACAAACGCAUAGAGAGAGAGCAUCAGAUAUCACCUGGAGAUUUUCCUAAUCUGAAGAAGAUGCAGGAUCAGCUCCAAGCUCAGGAUCUCAACAAAUUCCAGCCUCUGAAACCCAAGCUCCUGGAGGCAGUGGAUGACAUGCUGGCCAAUGAUAUCGCUAGCUUAAUGGUCCUGGUUCGCCAAGAAGAAACCCAGCGUCCCAACCCAGUUGUGAAGGGCGGUGCCUUCGACGGCACUUUGGAUGGCCCGUUUGGCCAUGGGUACGGUGAAGGAGCUGGCGAAGGCAUCGAUGAAGCAGAGUGGGUCGUUGCACGUGACAAACCUGCUUACGAUGAGAUUUUCUACACGUUGUCUCCUGUCAAUGGAAAGGUGACAGGAGCCAACGCCAAGAAGGAAAUGGUGAAGUCAAAACUUCCCAAUACAGUGUUGGGAAAGAUCUGGAAGCUGGCAGAUAUCGAUAAGGAUGGUAUGCUCGAUGAUGAGGAGUUUGCGUUGGCCAAUCACUUGAUAAAAGUGAAACUGGAGGGACAUGAACUGCCAUCGGAACUGCCUGCACACCUGGUGCCUCCUUCCAAGAGGAAAAUACCAGAGUAAAAGUAAGAUUAUACCUUCCUCCAAAACCUUAAAGUAGACCCUCUUCAUCCCCUCAGAGCAUAAUAUUCCAUUUAAAAUAGGACUAUUCCUGUAGAAUUAUAGUUAGAAAAACAUAAAAAUGAAACCCCAUAUCCAGCUCCUGAUUCAACUCUGUUGCUGUCAGCGUUGCUUCAGUCUUUCCUUCUUUUCAAGAGGCAAAUAUUAGAGCAAAAUAUUCAGUUACGUUAAAAUAGUGGAUGCUAAGUAACUGACUCAAUUGUUACGUUUCUGCAGUGCUGAAAUGGCUUUUAACAUGGUAGAAAAACUGGAUCGUGAUGAUUUUUCUGAAGAAAGUCUUUGGUCCAGUAUCUUCUUUUUGUAUUUAAGGGUGAAAUAGUGGGAGUUGUUAGAUUGGACAGAAGAUUAGUAUGGGAAAAGAAAUAAAAGUCUCAAACAAGAAACACUGGAAUAUAACAAAAUGUGAGUUGGUCUGAACUACUGGAAAAAAAUGGGGGAGAUGCACAAACGUGAAAAGAGAAAGAAAAAUAUGACCAAAACUUUUGUUGGACUUAGGGAGAGGAAAGACUGGGAUAUAAAAAUACUCGUCAAUAUCUAUGAUAGGAACCAUUAUUAUACCAACUGCAAUAUUCCACACAACCACCAAAACAAACUCAGUUCUUACAUUCUGCAUUCUCUGUUUUCUUGGCACUACUGUAUAUUGUGGCUUUUGUUCUAUGGCGACAUCUUAUGAAGAGCUACAAAGACUUCCUAGCAGGUGGCCUGAGAAUACAUGCAAACGCAUACUAAGGUGUCAAAGGAAACACACACAGACGCACAAACUCAGAAAAUGAAUACUGAUUACAUGGUUUGCAACCAGAAAGUGUGGAGCAGUGCAACACCUCUGAUUUUCAUUAAAAAAAAAAAAAAAAAGUACUACAUCAACUUCUAAAGUUGAUGCGCUGAUGUUGAUAUUCGUAUGUGUGUGUGAGGUGGAGUUUAUGACAUCCCCAUCAUUUACCGGAGCAGCUGGAUUGAUGAGGAAAAUGUUUCUCUAAUGGGAAAUAAGCAGGAGAGAAAUUAAGGAUGAUGAGUUUUAAAUAGUUCUAAACAUCAUUAACAUGAUUGCAAAUUACUGUGACUAUAAUAUGAAACUAUACAGCAUAUAAUGGGUUUGUUUGGACAAGUGAGUGUGCUGACAUUCUCAGUAUAAAUGUAUUGUAAGGACUUUGAAUGUUGAAUGCGCAGAUGCUCGCUGUUCUGUGUGGGCACAUCCUGACUAUUGUAUGUAAGAAUAUGACCACAUGUAUCAGUGUAUCAGUAUUUGUAGCAUAUCUGUGUUAAGUCUUUAGUCUUUAAGUCUUUGCAUUACAGACUACCAAUUCAGGAGUAUUCCAGUGGGUUAAUAACUGAAAACAUUUAGGGAGAUGUCUAAUCUAACCCGUGAGUCCAGAGAGUGCACGCACAGCUUAUUAUGUGACAAUAACAAAACACUAAUUGACACAUUUUUUAGUUCUUUCUGACUUUCCAUUUCAUUCGUUUAAAUCAUAUACAUGUAAUAAAUGUAAUCCCUCUUUGAGGUGUUUCUGAUUUACUAUAUGCCAGUAUGUAUGUGUAUAUACUUCACAUUAGGACCCUGUUUGCAGUUACCAGUCGUUUGCAGUUACCAGACUAAACUUACUAAAUUAGGGUUCCCGUAUGAUGAGUUCAUGUUCAUGUUUUACAAAUGAUACGCCAUUCACCCACAGAAUUGACUUUACAGAAAUAUUACCAGUUUAUAGCCCCUUUGUGCCCCUUUGCCGUGUGUGACUCCGUGCUGUUGCUGUGAACAUACCUGUACAUAAUAAGACUCUCUGCAUUCCAUGAACACAGACUGGAAAAUCAUCUGCGUCCAUCUUGGGUGCUUGAUGUGUCACUGGCUCAUAUUAGAAGGUGAAUCCGCUCAGAAGAAACAUUAAAAUGCUUGUUGAACGUGGAGUGGUUGCAAAACAAAGUCCUUCAGAUUCACAAGUGGUUUUUCUAACCUGACAGACUGCAACGUGAAGUCCUGUGUACUGGUAAAGUGGAAACACUGGUGUCUUGUCUUUUUUGGGUGGGUUUUUGGCAGGGGGAGGGGUGGUUCCUGUGUGUUUUAAAAUGGUUAUGCAUUGCAAAGUUUGUACUUCACUGCUUUUCUGUCAGCAUAAACAGCAGUCCAAAAGUGUAAUAAAAAUUCAUUUACUCAA
Molecule: messenger RNA, 4674 nt
Organism: Scatophagus argus
Lineage: Eukaryota; Metazoa; Chordata; Actinopteri; Scatophagidae
Gene: ehd3
Product: EH-domain containing 3
Exons: 8
Coding region: 866-2473 (535 amino acids)
Biological process (GO): endosomal transport; endocytosis
Cellular component (GO): cytoplasm; plasma membrane
Molecular function (GO): GTP binding; protein binding; calcium ion binding
Source: RefSeq, a predicted model, not a curated record